AUGCGGCUCUUGUCCAACUUUUAUAGACCCGGUGAACGCUCUCAGCUGUGGUACAUCUCCGACACGGGCCACAUUCUGCACGAGGGAAGCUCUGUGCCCUGUGAACCCAGUUCACGUGAACGCCAGCACCUCUCCAAGCGCAGUUGGGUUCUGGAUGUGGAUACCGGCACGCCGGCUGCUGAUGCCAUUCGGAAUCACCGCGGCUUUUUGGUCAACGACGCCUCCUUCUGCGUUCAAGCGGCUCGCGACCUCGAGUAUCGAACUCUCCAAUCCAGCUGUUCCUCCCUCCAAUGUCUCCUCGGGGGCUCCAUUCUUGUGGCCAGACCGCGCAGAGAUGCCAGGUGCCUCGUUAGUAAAACUCUGUCGGCAGCUAAAAUCAUGACUGCAUGGCUUCGUCCAGGUUCCGGCUGUUUAGACGUUGAAGUUAUUGCUGAUGGGCCGGUCAAGGUCCUAGUCAUUUCCGAUCAUUAUGAAGAACCUUUACCCACCACCUCUCUACAAUCAAUUCGAUCUCGUCUUUCAUCCUCGACACUGGAUACUAACCGUACUAUCAAUCCUACAUCACUCAAGGUAAGUUAA
Dibothriocephalus latus is the source of this 579-nucleotide messenger RNA. The record is from the annotation of a GenBank genome assembly. NCBI's taxonomy places the organism in Eukaryota, Metazoa, Platyhelminthes, Cestoda, Diphyllobothriidea, Diphyllobothriidae.